This is a messenger RNA of Amoebophrya sp. A120, 3831 nucleotides long. Lineage: Eukaryota; Dinophyceae; Syndiniales; Amoebophryaceae. The record is from the annotation of a GenBank genome assembly.
AGGAACCUUCAUCGCUGGUAAAAGCAAAACGUGUGAAAACAACACGUGCGAUAGAUGCAUAGGAGAAUAGACUUAUCUUUUUGCACUUCCGAAGAAUUUUUGGCAUUUCACAAUUGCUACUGUGACUCAAACCUGAUUGCGGGAAGUGGUGGCCGAGAUCAAGUAGCGACGCAAGCAGCCAUCGUUAGAACACUCUAGUUGUCGUGUCGCCAGCACUUCUCUUUGCAAAGCCUCAGCAGGAGUAAGUACCAAAUUCAGAUGUCGGACGCAGAGGGCGGAUCUUCCAUUUCCGGCCCGGGCGAAAGCAAGGACAUCAAGAUGUUGACAGUCCCCCAGAAGUUCCGUCUACACGAGGAGGGAGCGUUCUUGUCUCGGUCCGCACUGGAAGCGGCCAUGAACUGGGAGCCGGGGGGACCGGAUUUCGCAAAACUCAUCGGAAAGGUAUCCGAGGCGGCACAGAAGGUGAUCAAAACGGCUACACCCGGCAAGGCCGACUGCGUCCCCUCACAGCCCGUGAUCGCGCUGUGCGAGGGGGACGAGCUGGUGGUCAUCCCGCGCGAGCCCCGCACAAAAUACUGCCCGAAGGCCAUGGCGCUCGAGGUCGCGGCGGCCGUGGGGGUAGAUUCCGCAGCCAUUGUCUGCGAAAAACGCGAGGAAGCGCGGAAGGCGAAUUUUUCGGUUCCGGAGCUGCCGAAGUUCGACGCGGACUACGAAAAACAACUGGCGAAGGCCGAGGAGGGCGGGUCAUGUUCCAGCCAGCAAGGGGACGCGGACGCGGGGAACGGCAGCAAAAAGAAACGCAAGCCGCUCUUCCAGUUCAACAACAACAUUUGGGAACGCCGUUUCGAGGAGCGCAUGGCGAAAAUUCAUUGGCCGAAUCACCUCCGCUCGAGCGCGCUCGGGUCGACGGCGGUCCAACUCCACCGUGCGGAAAAGCUUCUCACGUUCCAGGACCAAUUGGGAGAAAAAGUCUCUUCGGUAAAGCAGGAUUAUCAAAUGUAAAAAUGCCUGGGUCUGGAAGAAUGCAACUUGUCAUGCUAAAUCUGAAGCAUACAAAAAUCUGUGUUGCAUGAUUACCAAAAGUCGUCCAGUUUUGACCAAGUCGGGAGGCAGUUGCUCAUACAGGAUAGGCAUGAGAAAGAUCGCACAGAAUCUGUCAUGCUAGGUCCUGCAUUCCAGACCUCAUGGAUCAUGGAAAAGCUGCGUGACAAUUCGCGCAUUCUUCCAGACCCAGACACUUUUCCAUUUGAUAAGGAUACCGCCUGGAAAAAAUUCGCACAAACGAUGAAGCGCAUUUCGGAUAGUUUUCAGCUCGACGCCGAUCGGGUCGACUUGUUACUGCAGGAACUGUACGACGAGGGUGCAGACAUUAUGGACGAUGCAAUUCAGCGAUGGUCUGGUGGCUUCCCAAUGUGCAUUCCCAAAGGCGUCGAAGACUGCAAUCUGCGACCGGGAAACCUCGGCCCGGCGGUGGAGUUUCUCCUUUUCGGCCUCGGUGGUCAGGUGCUGGUGAACGCGCGCUCGCUGAUUGUUGCCAUGCCGCUGCGAUAUAGUAUUUCUACGUUUUUUAUGUGAAUCUUCACGAGAGUGUGGUUUGUCUUAAUGUGCUUCAUUACUUUCGUGGUCCGUGAAAGAAGUGUCGCUAAGAAAUCAAUACGAAUAGUUGUCUGCUCGUUCUUCAAAGUUGUAGAUGUAGGCACCUUGGGUUUUCUGAUCGACAUCUAUGUGUUCUUAAGUUUCGGGAGGACAUCAUCAUAAAGUCGGUGUUUACAAUUCCCACAGGCCGAUACGACCAGAACGAAGUCUACGGAUACCCAUCGUCGGUGGGCUGUUUGCGGGAGUUUCGAGUGUUGGAUACUUUGCGCAGCGCACUGAGCCGAGAGUGCGACUUGGCCGGAGCCAAUUUCGCACUCGCAUUGCCGAAGAGACUGGAAGCGGACUGCGGGCUACCGCCUAAUACUCUCUUUCUGGAGACCCAGGUACUUGAGGAGCAGAUCGUGAAGAUCGCCACCGACCCGGACCGGAUGCUGACCCACGAGGGGAAGUGCUUGUGGACCGCCAACAAUAUCGAGACACUACGAGACUUGGAAGAGCAAAGACGGCAGCCGGCAUACCUUGCGAUUGGUCCGGAUCCGCGAACAGUGGCCGAGGAUGAACGUUGGAGCGGCUGCUUGAUCGGUUUUGCCGUUGAUAUGCUUUCCGGGACGCUCCGUGAGCCGUGUUACGCCCGCACCACCCCGCUCUCGCGCAGGGACCGCGAUUUUGAUCUGGCCUGCUUCGGCUUUUUGGACGCGGCGGUACAGAUCUCGUGGCCAGACGACAACUGGGUUCCAGCCCUGGACGAGAACGUCGUGAACAUACAGCUUGAAGAAGAGGAGAUGGGCGUGGCUGGACCGAUGUGGGCGAUUCGCUUUUCGAAUGGAAAACACCUGGAAACAAGGCGGCCGAGAAGUUUCUUUGUCGAAACGCGGGAGGAGGCGGACAAAUUUAUCCAGGACCUCCGUCUGUUCUGCAACAUCGUCCAGUUUUGCACCACGAAGCGUGGCCAAGCGCUGCUGGAACUGCGAAGCGAAUUUCCCUUGUAUGCGGCGCUACACCAUCAAGGACCUCAUGCACCAUCAAGGUAUUCGAAGAGGAGUUUUCUCAAGGACCUCAUGUUUUAUGUGGAAGGGGUGUCCAAGGAAAAGGAUUCAGCGCCAACCCGUGCGGCCCAAGGCAAAAUCGGAAAAACCAGUGCGGAGGCGAACAAGUGUGUCAGCGGUCCCAGUUGUAGCAGCGGUUUGCCAACGCCGUCGCACGAAGAAAGCGACGUGUGGGGAGAAGCAGAAGAGGAAAUGCAGUUGUCUGUAGAAGCUUCCGUAGCUGCCCCCACAGCAGAGCGCCGCUUCCUGCGCGAAGCAGAUACCUGGGUUGAUGUUUUACGAGCAGUGCAAGAGUACCGGCGGCAGAACAACGAAUCGGAGGAGGAUCCCAUUACCAUCCACUGCAUGCAGCCGCGCGCCUAAAGCACCGAAAAAACAGUGAUCAACGGCAAAGCGGCAGCGGAGCUGGAAAUUGAUAUAUCCAGGUCAAAUGCCUCCAGAAUGAAGUAAAAAAUCGAAGUGAAUGCUGCACCCCUGAAUAAUUUGCAGGCCUUGUAGAAAGCACCAGUACGGUCGUAAGACGCGAAUAAGCAAGUCAACUGAGCAAUACUCAGUCCGCGAUAGGCUGGCUGGGAUACUUACUUGUCCCUUCUUUUUGACGUUGGUCUACUUACUUCUGGCACCACACGUCAGUUUGCAAUCGCGCCGUGUGGCCUUUUAUAGGCCCACGAGGUUCAGCUACUUGAGUUUCCCGUCGCAUCUACUUGGUCUGGGACUGAGAGAAAGUAGUGUUUAGUGCUUUCUGGAGGGCAGGAGAGGGUUUUGGAGUGGUAGCACUGACCUGAGACUUGGGAGACAGACGAAAGACCGCAGCCAGUAUCUUGUUUUGAGAGCUACUCUGCAAAGAAUAUGUUUUCUACCACGUUCCCCUUCGUGCCGAGUAUAGCAAAUUGCAAUUGAAAGCCAGUAUAGGAUGGCGCGGCUGGGGAUUCCGCCGGGUAGCCGUUCUACCCGUUGCCGGAGAGGAAGCACAGCUCGCUACGGAUUGCGCAAGAUGAUCGCUACGGAUUGCGGCCUGGGCAAGACCUCCGUGAGAGGCAACGACGCGACAGUGGUCCAGGUGCUGCGCGCCGAAGCCAUGCCAGAAGCCGGCCGCCUCAUCGGCAAGGGGGGCAGGCUUUGAAAGGAGACCACGCACCGGAGCCGCGGGCGGCCGCCUCGGGCACAUCGUCAUGGAAGGAAAUAGCCG